Molecule: messenger RNA, 2211 nt
Organism: Closterium sp. Yama58-4
Lineage: Eukaryota; Viridiplantae; Streptophyta; Zygnematophyceae; Desmidiales; Closteriaceae
Source: the annotation of a GenBank genome assembly
AUGGCACGAUUUGGCGGUAAAUUAGUUGGACAGAACCACAUCCUGAUUCCUGAUUCUCCUACACGAAGCAUCAUGAAGGUCAAGCUUGAGGGCGACGCAUCAGACGCAUCAUUGCAACUGAAAGAACCGAGCCGCGAUGCCGAGCCGCUGUCACCAACCGCUCGUUUCUUUCUUUCCGACGAGUUCUACACGACUAUCAUGUGCGCGUUGGAGUUUAAUGACCGCAUGGAGAUCGGCGAGCUCAGAACGAUUCUCUCGGAUACCCUUCUGAAGCAUCCUCGCUUUCACAGUCGCAUGGAGAGCCGUGGCGGCUGCAAGGGCGGCGAGCAGGUGUGGGUGCGGACGACCGUCGACAUGGCCUACCACGUCGUGGAAGGCACACAGCCUGACGAAUGUGACAAUAACGCGAACAGCGCGGAGCGCUCCGGCGCACAAACCGAGGAUGAACGCGGCAGUAGCGCGGGAACAGCAGAGGGCACGCAAAGACCGGCGGAAUCAGAAGAAGCUUCAAGAGAGGAAGAAUCUGCGGAGGGAGGUGCAAAGCCAGUGGAGGCAAAAGCAAGAAGCGCGAGUCGGGAAUCGGCGUGCUACGAGGCGGGGAGCAUGGAGUGGCACAUGCGGCGCCUGCAGCACCACCCGCCAUUUGACGCCUCCCGCCCUCUCUGGCGCGUGCAUCUCGUGCCUCUGCCCCAUGGCCGCUCCGCUGCUCUCUUCCGCAUCCACCACUCCAUGGGCGACGGCGUGUCGCUCAUGUCUCUCCUGCUGGCCUGCACUCGCCGCACCGACAACCCCGCGCUCCUGCCCACCCUCCCAAGCGCCAAACGCCAGACUCACCCCCAGCCCAGCAGUGGCGCUGCAUCGGCGGUGGUGGAGGAGAGUGAGGAGCUUCGAAAACAGCUGGGUGAGGCGGGUGGUCCUGAGGAGGAGGAGCAGUUAAAGCCCGGCGGGCAGGUGCACAUGCCGUCUGCUGCAUCAGCGUUUACGCUUGACUCCAUGACUGAAUCGCCGUUCAACCCAGACCCAGUUGGGCAGGCAGCAGCAGAAGCAUCAGCACCCGCUGAAGGGGUUACAGCAAAUGCGGCUGUGCUGGGAAACACGCUGUGGCACGUGUCAACGUUCAUGGCUGUGCUGCUGUGGCGCGCUGAUACUGCCACGUGCGUCAAGAUGAAGCCUGGGAAUAGUGGUGCGCAGAAGAAGGCGGGGAAAGGAAGAAUGGGGAGCGGUGCCGUGCUGCAGCAGCCGCACGAGGGGAGCGCGGAGGUGCAGACUGGGGGAGGAGAAGUUGGGGGAAAGGGCGGGAGCGGAGAUGGAGGGGGGAGGUUUGUGUUUGGAGUGAGUGGGCCGCUGAGCCUGACGGACAUUUCACGGGUCAGACGCGCCUUUGGUGCGACCAUCAACGAUGUGAUGGUAACCGUCAUCUCAGGGGGGCUUGAUCGCUACCUGCGCCACCACCAUGACCAGCAUGCACAGAGAGCAGGAGAGCCUGCCCCAGUUACCACCUCCCCGCUACCCGCCACUGUUCGCCUGAGUGCCGUCUGUGUUGUCAACAUCCGCCCAGCGCCUGGGCUUCAGGAGAUAUCCUCCAUGCUUGCUGGUCGAUCCAAGGCACGCUGGGGCAACUGCCUUGGAACCUUCCUGCUGCCCCUGCCCGUGCACUCGGCCGCACUCACCAAAGGCCUGCAGGCCAGAAACGGCAACAGCGGCGGCAAUGGCAGCAACGGCACACAAGGCGUGAAUGGAAACCCUAAGAGCGAGCAGGCAGCAGGGGAGGCGGAAGGAAUGGUGCAGAGCAAGGAAGGGGUUGCAGCAGGGGAGGUGGAGCAGCGGCGGCUGAGCAUGGUGACGAGCAUGUGUGCGUCCAAGCGGCAGUCUCUGGAGGCUCAUUACAACUAUGUCAAUGCGAGGCUGGUGCUCGCAACAGCCGGCAUGAAGUCAGCGUGCACACUGAUGGGACGCCUGCUGGACCAGACAACCCUCUCCUUCUCCAACAUGAUGGGGCCCGUGGAGGAAGUGAGCCUGGGAGGACAUGCCAUUGAGCGUAUCAGCCCCACCGUCCUGGGACAGCCACACGCGCUCACGCUGCAUUUCCAGACGUACAACGGGGCGGCACACAUAGUCCUCUCAGCCAUCAGGGAGAACGUGCCGGAUCCAGCCUUCCUCAUGCACUGCUGUGAAGACGCCUUUGCUGCUCUGCAGGCAUCAGUGCACUGA